Messenger RNA from Pseudovirgaria hyperparasitica, 3146 nucleotides. Its product is annotated as putative U5 snRNP component. Gene Ontology annotation, molecular function: translation elongation factor activity; U5 snRNA binding; GTPase activity. The record is from RefSeq and is a predicted model, not a curated record. Gene Ontology annotation, biological process: mRNA splicing, via spliceosome. The transcript is spliced from 2 exons. Bases 111 to 3056 code for a protein of 981 amino acids. Lineage: Eukaryota; Fungi; Ascomycota; Dothideomycetes; Acrospermales; Acrospermaceae. Gene Ontology annotation, cellular component: U2-type catalytic step 2 spliceosome; U4/U6 x U5 tri-snRNP complex; cytosol.
GUUUAUCUUAGGUUCACGCGCGACGUGAAGUCGGGUAUUAGCGCGUUUACGUUCUGCACUUUGCAACGUCACUAUAGAGAGCUUCACCUCUCUACGUGCGACCCGUCGAGAUGGAUGAUCUAUAUGAUGAGUUUGGCAAUUUUAUUGGGGAAGCCGAGUCCGACGACGAAUCCGAACAUGAAGUGCAGGUGGCUGACCCUUAUCUGAACUAUGACGAUGAUGAGGUGGCAGAGGUCAAUGACCAACAGCUCAUGGAGGUUGACGAAGAUGGGCCAUCAAAUGCGGUCAUUUUACAUGAAGACAAGCAGUAUUACCCUACUGCCCAACAAGUGUAUGGCACCGAUGUAGAAACGAUGGUACAAGAAGAGGAUACGCAGCCUCUGACGCAGCCAAUCAUCGAACCAGUCGUACAGAAAAAGUUCAUCGUAGAAGAAACCGAUCUACCCUCCGUCCGGUUUUCGCGUGAGUUUAUGAGCGAUCUCAUGAACUUUCCAGAACAAACUCGGAACGUAGCCCUGGCUGGGCACCUUCACCACGGCAAGACUGCCUUUAUGGACAUGCUAGUAUUUGAGACACACGACAUUGAGCAGAAGCUAGAAAAGAGAAGAGGCAAGAAACGAGAUGAGCAAUUGAGGUAUACGGAUACACAUACUCUGGAGCGCGAAAGAGGUGUCUCAAUAAAGGCAUCACCAAUGACCUUGGUCUUACAGACCAGCAAGGGCAAGUCGCAUCUGGUGAACGUCCUGGAUACACCGGGGCACGUGAACUUUGCCGACGAGAUGGCCGCGUCACUCCGACUCGUGGACGGAGUUGUACUGAUCGUGGAUGUAGUAGAGGGUGUUCAAGUUACUACUGAGCACACGAUCAAGCAUGCGAUUCUCGAAGGACUCCCAUUAACGUUGGUCAUCAACAAGAUGGACCGACUGAUCCUGGAACUCAAACUUCCUGCGUCGGACGCAUACUUCAAACUGAAGCAUGUUGUGGAACAAGUAAAUACCUUCAUUGAAGAAGUGGUUCCAGGUCAGGGUGAAAAAUACCGUGUCAGCCCGGAGAAAGGCAACGUUGCAUUUGCAUCAAGCGAUAUGAGGUGGUGCAUAACGCUUCAGUCGUUUGCACGGAUAUAUGCUCAAAGCUAUCCCGGAGUCGAUGUCGAGGAGUUCAGUCGCCGGUUAUGGGGCGAUAUCUUCUUCAAUCCCGGUAGCCGCAAGUUCACACGAAGGGCCGCGGAAGACAAGGCAAAACGUAGUUUUGUUAGCUUCGUGCUGGAGCCUAUAUAUAAGCUCUAUGCUCACACUAUCAGCAAAGAUCCGGAUGAGCUCAAGACAUUCCUUGGAAGACACGGUAUCUACUUGAAGCCGAAUGAAUUGAAGCGAGAUGCAAAGGAUCUACUGCGCUUAGCUUGUGCACAAUUCUUCGGACCUGCUACCGGCUUUGUAGAUAUGAUUGUCAAUCAUGUACCAUCACCAGUCGACGGGGCUAGGAGGAUGCUUGAGCGCUAUUACACUGGACCUCUAGAUACAAAAACUGUGGCAUCUAUGGAGAAAUGCGAUCCAGACGGCCCGCUAGUAGUGCAUGUCACCAAGCUUUACAAUACUGCGGAUGCAAAGAGCUUCCAUUGUCUUGGCCGUGUGAUGAGUGGGACCGCUCGUCCCUCAACAACAGUUCGAGUACUGGGUGAGGGUUAUACACCGGACGAUGAAGAAGAUAUGGUGGCUGUUACAGUCACUGACACCUGGAUUGCCGAAUCGAGGUACAAUGUGCCAACUAGUGGUGUACCUGCUGGGAGUUGGGUGCUGCUUGGUGGAGUCGACAACUCCAUUGUCAAGACCGCAACAAUUAUCGCUCAAAAGCUACCGGAUGACGAGGAACCGUACAUUUUCAGUCCAGUGAAACAUUUCUUUGAAUCUGUGUUCAAGGUCGCCGUGGAGCCCAUUAAUCCAUCUGAACUCCCAAAGAUGUUGGACGGUCUUCGUAAGGUCAAUAAGAGUUACCCAUUAGUAACGACCAAGGUCGAGGAAUCAGGCGAGCAUAUUAUCUUGGGUACUGGGGAACUAUACAUGGACUGCGUUCUGCAUGACCUCCGACGACUUUACGCCGAGAUGGAAAUCAAGGUAUCAGAUCCAGUCACAAGGUUCUGCGAGACUGUACAGGAGGCUUCAGCGAUCAAAUGCUACGCGCUUUCGCCAAAUAAAAAAAACAAGCUGACCAUGGUCGCAGAGCCACUUGACACCGGUAUCGCAGGGGAUAUCGAAAGUGGUAAAGUAAACAUCAAAGAUCCAGUUCGCAAGGUUGGGAAGUUCUUCGAGAACAAUUAUGGCUAUGAUCUGCUUUCUUCCCGCAACAUUUGGGCAUUUGGACCAGACGAUAUGGGUCCAAAUAUACUUCAGAAUGACACUCUUCCCUCCGACGUGGAUCAGAAACUGCUCAAGUCGGUACGCGACACGAUUCGCCAAGGCUUCUCUUGGGCAACCCGAGAGGGUCCACUUUGCGACGAACCAAUUCGCAACACGAAGUUUCGAAUAAUGGACGUCAAUGUAGCCCCAGAAGCAAUCUUCCGUGGUGGCGCGCAGAUAAUACCUACAUCAAGACGGGCUUGCUACUCAUCAUUCCUCAUGGCGAGCCCGCGACUGAUGGAGCCAGUGUACUCUUGCUCGAUGGUGGGACCAGCAGAUGCAGUCACAGCGGCUUACACCGUGCUUGGACGGAGGCGAGGUCAUAUCCUGUCCGAUGGACCGAUUGCAGGAACUCCUCUCUACCAAGUCAAAGGACUCCUCCCCGUAAUUGAUAGCUUUGGCUUCGAGACAGAUUUAAGGAUUCAUACACAAGGUCAAGCUAUAGUCUCUCUGGUGUUCGAUAACUGGCAAAUUGUUCCCGGCGACCCACUUGAUAAAGAAGCCAAGACCCGUCCACUACAGCCUGCCACAGCGCAAGCCACAGCCCGAGAUUUUGUUCUCAAGACAAGGAGAAGGAAGGGGCUUGCUGAAGAUGUCACUAUAAGUAAAUUCCUCGAGCCUGAGUUAUUCAGGAAUUUGAAAGAGAGCGGUAUUCUGGACUGAGGAGGCCGUGAGUGGAAGGCAGCAACUAUAGAGCGAGCUGUACAAAUGCAGGUGGCAAGUAAGCCAAGUACACAGAUGCACUAGCUGGAC